Pungitius pungitius (ninespine stickleback) is the source of this 2656-nucleotide messenger RNA. RefSeq names its product TUB like protein 3 (gene tulp3). Gene Ontology annotation, cellular component: cilium. Gene Ontology annotation, biological process: protein localization to cilium. The coding region runs from base 247 to 1515 and encodes 422 amino acids. The record is from RefSeq and is a predicted model, not a curated record. NCBI's taxonomy places the organism in Eukaryota, Metazoa, Chordata, Actinopteri, Perciformes, Gasterosteidae. The transcript has 10 exons.
AAAAGUCAGUCCGCGUGACACUAGUAUUUGGGCCUGUCGCUUUUCCGUUGCCCCCGGCGUGAAGCCAUGGCAACGGCUCGAAGCCUCAGGACCUCAGCGCCGCUGGCUGUCACUCCCCCGGGUGGGACAUAGCUGCUCUUUGUCAGUGAUCUCGGGUGCCUUACUUUCCGUUAGGUAGGACCCCGCGCGCACACAGUGGCUCUGAGCCCCGCAGUGAGAGAGGAUUGGCGCUAUAGGAGAGCAUCCAUGGACGCUUUAAAGAGCGGGGGAUCUCAGCCCGUCUACAGCCGCUGGUCGUACAGACCCUCGAGCUCUGCCAGCUUCUCUAACUCACCAGCAAGUGGCAUUGAAGACGACGGCUCGAGUCUUAUGCAACAGAAGCUGGAGAAACAGGUAGGAAGACAAACCUUCAUCCAACAGACUGAUGUGGGGUCAAUACCGACUCCACAAGAUGGAUCGGGUCCCGGUGGCCCCCCCAUCUACUCAGUUCAAUUCUAUCGUUCACAUAGCAACAAAGGCCCCAUCCGACCAGCGCCCCCUUCUGUCCCUCCAGGUCUGUCCGGCAGUUUGAACUUCGAUGAAGACAGCGACCCCGAGGACGACGCGGGGGACGAUCGAUCGCGCUCCCUGUCCCCGCACGUGGGCAACACAAGACCCGCCUCUGCCGCCAGCGGCAAGGACGUCCCGGAGCCGGCGGCGCCCGGAUCCCCCGCGGCGGACGGCUCGCCGAUAGACGUGGCCGAUCCGGAGGAGUUCGUCCUGCUCCCGGCGCCGCGCGGCGUCAGCGUUAAGUGCCGAAUCACUCGGGACAAGAAGGGCAUGGACCGCGGGCUCUACCCGACCUACUUCAUGCACAUGGAGCGGGACGACGGCAAGAGGGUCUUUUUGCUGGCGGGAAGGAAGAGAAAGAAGAGCAAGACGUCCAACUACCUGAUCUCAGUGGACGCCACGGACCUGACGCGAGAGGGGGAGAGCUUCAUCGGAAAGCUGAGGUCCAACCUCAUGGGCACCAAGUUCACAGUGUACGACAACGGCACCAACCCCUGCAAAACCCCCGGGGCGCUGCUGGAGGAGAGCAACACGCGGCAGGAAGUGGCCGCCGUCUGCUACGAGACCAACGUGCUGGGCUUCAAGGGGCCGCGCAAGAUGACCGUGAUCAUCCCCGGCAUGAACCUCAACUUCGAAAGGGUCGCCGUGAGGCCUCAAAACGAGCAGGAGAGCCUGCUGAGCAGGUGGCAGAACCACACGCUGGACAACCUGAUCGAGCUGCACAACAAGGCGCCGGUGUGGAACGAGGACACCCAGUCCUACGUGCUCAACUUCCACGGCCGCGUCACCCAGGCGUCCGUCAAGAACUUCCAAAUAGUCCACGACAACGACCCCGACUACAUCGUCAUGCAGUUCGGGAGAGUGGCCGAGGACGUCUUCACCCUGGACUACAACUACCCCAUGUGCGCCCUGCAGGCCUUCGCCAUCGGCCUGUCGAGCUUCGACAGCAAGCUGGCCUGCGAAUGAACGUCCCCCCAUCCCCCCCCCCCCCCCGUCGGGGAUGACCACGGCAUAUCCGAGGCUGGAGAAAAGAGCGAGGAGACUCCGACACUACCGGCGUCACCGUUUUGUGCACAUCUAUCCAAACUUCAAAGCGCUGGAGACGAACACUCGUGGUGCAAAAAAGCCAGCGAUUAUUGAUGUGUGACUCGGGCGAUGUUUGUAAAAAAACAAUGUAUUUUCCGUUGCCUUUUCAAGUUUGAUUUCAGUGUGAGAUUUGGCUCAUUUUCAACUCCAUGAAAUCGCCUUUCCUCUGGCGACACUCUCAGGCCAGACUUCAGUUGUUUGGUAACAAGGGACUUUGUGUCUAUUAUCUAUCCGGUUAUUUCUGGUAAGUGAGCUGCAUCGUGGUCACGAUUUCACUCUUGUUUACAUCUUUGAAUGUGACGACACCUUUUAAUCGUUCAUCUAUUUUAAACUCAUUUUGACCUCAAUCUAUUAUUAUUUCUGUCAAUCCUUUUUAUGUUCUAGUGUGAAAAGUGCUUUAUUCAGGCCUGUGAUAUGGUUUUUGAGUUUUUUUUGUGAAUAGGUGUAGUUUUUAUCAGUGACUUAAUGGAUUAUCAUGAGAGAAGAAAUGCGGAAUUGCACAUUUGAGGAUAUACAUCCUGUAUAUAAAACACAAGGUAAUGCCUUAUUUGAUCUUUUUUAAGCUGUCCUUAAAAUGCAUCCAUCGUUUAAUGUAACGGAUAAUGGAUGGUACACUGUUUUCAGGAUAUUGACAUUUUUUAGCCCACGUGUCUCCAGGCUUCAACAAUAGAACUACCAGCGUCUCUUCUUUCCAAUUAAAAAGGGAAUCUUAAGGGAGAUCCUUAAAAAAAAAAAGCGUCCUUCGCGGGUCUAUGUCACAAUUAGAUAUUUUGUUAAUUCAGUGUACUGUAUGUCCGAGGGAUCUGUAUAGUACAUAAAUAAUGAUGAUCUGGGUUUUUCAGGGGUCCAGAUCAAUGUUUUUUUUCUGCUCAAAAAUCACUGUUCAAACAAAUAGAAUACAGAUACCUGGUUAUGUCUUAAGGAAAUGAAUGUCACUUAUUUGUUUCAGCAUAACUGUGCCAGAAAUUUAUGAAAAUCCUGUUUUGUUAUUUUGUGUGCAAUGGAGUUUUGACAAAAGGUG